AAGUUGUUUGUCCGUUUCGGGCUGCCGUCCCGCAGGGUCCGCCAUAUUGUCUGCUGAAGCUGCUGCCGCUGCCGCCGCCAAGCAGGAGCGAGCGGAGCCGCGAUGGAAACCAUGGCAAGCCCAGGGAAAGACAAUUAUCGAAUGAAGAGCUAUAAGAACAAUGCCCUAAACCCUGAGGAAAUGAGGCGAAGAAGAGAGGAAGAGGGCAUUCAGCUUCGGAAGCAGAAGCGGGAGCAGCAACUUUUUAAACGGAGAAAUGUGGAGAUGAUUAAUGAAGAAGCUGCCAUGUUCGACAGUCUCCUCAUGGACUCUUAUGUGAGCUCUACCACUGGGGAGAGUGUGAUCACAAGAGAGAUGGUAGAGAUGCUCUUUUCUGAUGACUCUGACCUGCAGUUAGCAACCACACAGAAAUUCCGGAAACUGCUCUCCAAAGAGCCUAGCCCUCCCAUAGAUGAAGUUAUCAACACUCCAGGAGUGGUGGAUCGGUUUGUGGAGUUUCUGAAGAGGAAGGAUAACUGUACAUUACAAUUUGAAGCCGCCUGGGCUCUGACAAACAUUGCCUCUGGAACCUCUCAGCAGACCAAAAUUGUCAUUGAGGCAGGGGCUGUCCCCAUUUUUAUAGAGCUGCUUAACUCGGACUUUGAGGAUGUACAGGAACAGGCAGUCUGGGCACUGGGAAACAUAGCUGGAGACAGCUCCGUUUGCCGGGAUUACGUCUUGAACUGUUCCAUCCUUAACCCUUUGUUAACACUCCUUACAAAGUCCACACGACUGACAAUGACACGGAACGCAGUCUGGGCCCUGUCGAACCUCUGCCGAGGAAAGAACCCCCCUCCAGAAUUUGCAAAGGUGUCCCCUUGUUUGCCUGUACUGUCUCGUCUUCUCUUCAGCAGCGACUCAGACUUGCUGGCAGAUGCUUGCUGGGCCCUUUCUUACUUGUCCGAUGGCCCCAAUGAGAAGAUCCAGGCAGUCAUAGACUCUGGAGUCUGCAGGAGAUUGGUAGAGCUUCUAAUGCAUAAUGAUUACAAAGUGGCUUCUCCUGCACUGAGAGCUGUGGGUAACAUCGUCACUGGGGAUGACAUCCAGACCCAGGUCAUUCUCAACUGUUCAGCGCUCCCUUGCCUCCUCCACUUGCUGAGCAGCCCCAAGGAGUCAAUCCGGAAAGAAGCUUGUUGGACCAUUUCAAAUAUCACUGCUGGCAACAGGGCUCAGAUACAGGCUGUCAUAGAUACAAACAUCUUCCCAGUGUUGAUUGAAAUUCUUCAGAAAGCAGAGUUCCGUACAAGGAAAGAGGCAGCCUGGGCCAUCACCAAUGCCACAUCUGGAGGAACUCCUGAGCAGAUCAGGUACCUGGUCUCGCUGGGCUGCAUCAAACCCCUGUGUGACUUGCUGACUGUGAUGGAUUCAAAGAUUGUGCAGGUGGCUCUUAAUGGACUGGAGAACAUCCUUCGGCUCGGAGAGCAAGAGGGCAAGCGCAGUGGCUCAGGGGUGAAUCCCUACUGUGGCCUCAUCGAAGAAGCCUACGGCUUGGAUAAGAUUGAGUUUCUCCAGAGCCAUGAGAACCAGGAGAUCUACCAGAAGGCCUUCGACCUCAUUGAGCACUACUUUGGUGUAGAAGAUGAUGAUAGCAGCCUGGCUCCCCAGGUGGAUGAAACGCAACAGCAGUUCAUCUUCCAGCAGCCUGAGGCCCCCAUGGAGGGCUUCCAGCUAUAAUGUCUGCCUCCGGGAAGGGGAUGGGAUGGGAAGCACCACCAACCAGCGGAAGAGCAGCCCUCUGGUGAGGGGGAAACCAGCCCCCCACUGUCAGCCACCACACACCUCUGGUGCCCUGGAAACUGUGCUCUUGACCUGCUCCACCCCCUUCCCUGGAGGGAGCACCCUCUGGACAGACAGAACCAUCUGAGGCUCACAUUUGGGUUUUGUGACAAGAAGGGGACGUGUUGGGUUUUUCUUCCUCACACUAUAUUUUGGCUGCACAUAUGUCUUUAACCCAGGAGCCCAGGGGUAGACAGAGGAGGACUGAGGUAAUCAAUUUUGCACCUUUUUUAUUUUUAUUUUUUUCUUUAGUGGUGACUUUGUUCCCUUUAUCUUCCUUCAUCCUUCCCAGUUCUCUGCCCUGAUCUGUGUAACUCUUAUCUUGGGUACUUGAGCAGGUGGAAUAUUCCAGAAAUGGGGGUGGGAUGGGCGGGGAGAAAUCCAAAACAAAGUAUUCUUGCUCUGACAGAAUAUUAAUCUUGUAUGCUUGGAUUGAGUUAUUUAAUUUUUUUUUUCUUUUGCACAUUUUUCUUGUAUUAAGAUUGCUCUUUCCAAGGACCAUGAGUUCCUGGUUCUAGGAAUCCCAGCUGCCAGCAUCGUCUGGGACUAGAGGCUGAGGGGAGGUCACCGUGAGACAGAGGCCCUUCCCUUCCUGCCCUCUAACCCCUUCCCAGCCCUCUUUAGUUUGGGAGAUCCCCUCACUCUCCUGGGGCAAGUACACCUGUGGGAGUGGAGCCGGGGGCACAGGCCUUUCAGACGGGGCUUCCCAUGUGUCGCUACUGAUCCCAUGUUUCCUUCCCACCUUCCAAUGGUGCGACCCAACUUCAUUUGUUUACUUGAAAAUUCCCCUCAGAGAUGAAUGAGCCUCUGAGGUAGCUGUAUUUUCUCCUAAGCACGAGACAGGGGGCUCUAGUCCUUCCUUUCUCCUGAGGAGAAAGUCCUUGCUCUGGUGACCCAUAAGUUGCAGAGGAGGUUGGGGCGAGAGUGUCCUGUAUUGGGGUAGCCAGGGAUCCCUGCCUUGGCCUUUCUUCCUCUUCUUCCUCUCCCAUAGUUGGAUCAUGUAUAUUUUACUUCCAAAGGAGAGAAUGUCAAAAAGUUCUGUAUUUUUUUAUAUUCUAUAUAUUAAGUAGGUCAAUCUUAAUUGGUCUCAAGAGGAAGAACUCUUGUAACUUCUAGAAGUAGGAUACUGUGAGGAAGACCGAAAGGAAAUGUGGAGGCUCCCGCACUCAGGAGGCCUGAGCUUGAUCUCUUUCUUCUCUGCUUGGGUUCUGGGCCCCCACCUGGGACCAGCUUCAGCUCUGGAACCUUUACAUAGCAGGUCAGCCUGGUCUGAUUGUCCCAGCACCUGAAGGAAGCGAGGACGACCCAGGGGAUGGUGAAGUCUACCACUGUAAUCCUCAUUGCCGAGCAUCCCGCUUGCAUCGGGAAACCCAGAGGCAGUCUGCCUUCUCAGAUCUGGUCUGAGGCCCUUGUUCACAUAAGUUAAUGUACGUGGUUCCUCUAUUACUAUGACAGAAACGUGGCAGCCUCAGGACUUACUGUUAUCUUCUCUAUUUGGGAUCCUUAUACCUGGUUUGCGUUUUGCCCUUCCUUGUGACAAUUGUAAUCCCGAUGUCUUUUUUUUCUGUUUGAGUAAAGCUAAUGCAGUGCCACAGUG
Molecule: messenger RNA, 3412 nt
Organism: Artibeus jamaicensis (Jamaican fruit-eating bat)
Lineage: Eukaryota; Metazoa; Chordata; Mammalia; Chiroptera; Phyllostomidae
Gene: KPNA6
Product: karyopherin subunit alpha 6
Exons: 14
Coding region: 103-1713 (536 amino acids)
Biological process (GO): NLS-bearing protein import into nucleus
Cellular component (GO): cytoplasm; nucleoplasm; nucleus
Molecular function (GO): nuclear import signal receptor activity; protein binding
Source: RefSeq, a predicted model, not a curated record